UCUACAUCUCCAAGUUUCGCAGCAUUCGCGAAUAAACGGUCAUAGUAUCAAAGUGAAUCGGGACACUGUAAGGGGGAAAAAAAAAAAGAAGAGAAAGAGAAACAAACAUGAGUGCGUGUAAAUCCCUGUUGAUCUUAUUCGUCGUCGGACUCGUUGCAUUCCAACCGGGGAAAGCGCUCAAGUGCUACAUAUGUGACCCCAGGAACAACGGCACCUGCAACAUUGAAAAUCUUGUGCCGCAAACCUGUCCACCAUCGCCACCACCCAACGUAAACAACACUACAACCCAGAGUACUACGAAUCAAACACCGACAACCUUGACAACUACGACAAAUUCGGAAAGUACACCUUCGGAGAGCACACCGUCGGAAAGUACACCUUCGGAAAGCACACCAUCGGAGAGUACACCUUCAGAGAGUACACCUUCGGAAAGCACACCUUCGGAAAGCACACCUUCGGAGAGUACACCUUCGGAGAGUACACCUUCAGAGAGUACACCAUCGGAGAGUACACCUUCGGAGAGUACACCUUCGGAAAGCACACCUUCGGAGAGCACACCUUCGGAGAGUACACCUUCGGAAAGCACACCUUCGGAGAGCACACCUUCAGAAAGCACACCUUCGGAAAGCACACCUUCGGAGAGCACACCUUCGGAGAGUACACCUUCGGAAAGCACACCUUCGGAGAGCACACCUUCGGAAAGCACACCUUCGGAAAGCACAUCUUCGGAGAGUACACCUUCGGAAAGCACACCUUCGGAGAGUACACCUUCGGAGAGUACACCUUCGGAAAGUACACCAUCGGAGAGUACACCUUCGGAGAGUACACCUUCGGAAAGUACGACAACCUCGGGAGAGACGACGUCGACAACUACAGAAGGAACAACAUCGACAACGACAGAAGGAACGACAACAACGACCGAAGGAACGACAGCGACAACGACAGAAGGAACGACAGCGACAACGACAGAAGGAACGACAGCGACAACGACAGAAGGAACAACAGCGGCAACGACAGAAGGAACGACAGCGACAACGACAGAAGGAACGACAGCGACAACGACAGAAGGAACACCGACAACGACAGAAGGAACAAUAACGACAACGACAGAAGGAACGACAACGACAACGGCAGAAGGAACAACAGCGACAACGACAGAAGGAACAACGACAACGACAGAAGGAACAACAACGACAACCACAGAAGGAACGGCACCUACCGAAAGUGAAAUGCAAGCCUCGAGACUUCUGAAAAAUGAGAAAGGAAUUGUGAAUUUCUUUUCGGCGAGACAACGUAGAAGUUUGAUCGAUCAACUUUUGAGGGAAGAAGCACAGAGUAAUGCCACAGUACGCUGUUUUCACGAGAGCGUGCAAGUCGGUAACAGGACAGAAACGGCAUACGGCUGCGCCUACGAUCUGGAUCAUUGCAAAAGUAGCAAAGACUGCAGUCUGUGCAACGAAGACGGUUGCAAUUCAGCAACGUCGAACGUUGUCUUCACGUCUAUGAUUUUAUCAUUGGCAGCGAUCGUGCUGUUUGCAAAAUAAGCUGUAAUAAUUUAUUGUAAAGCGAACUUUCCCGAGGAGACAUCAAGUAUCCUAAAAGAAAAAAAAAAAAGUGAAGUAUCCUAAUAAUAAUUUAUUGUAAAGCGAACAUCCCGAGGAGACGUCAAGUAUCCUAAAAGAAAAAAAAAAAAUGAAGUAUCCUGGCAGACAGCUUCCCCCCUUCAAUUUCUUUUUGACGAAUAACGACAGCGAUUCGAGCAGCGAUAGAAUUUUAUAAAUCUGACGAUAAGGAGACUUAAACCGACGUUUGUAAUUAAAAUAGCAAUAGCAUGUAUGUUUAUGGUUGUCAAAUAAAAGCUUGAAAUAACAUCAA
This is a messenger RNA of Frieseomelitta varia, 1875 nucleotides long. RefSeq names its product flocculation protein FLO11-like. The record is from RefSeq and is a predicted model, not a curated record. NCBI's taxonomy places the organism in Eukaryota, Metazoa, Arthropoda, Insecta, Hymenoptera, Apidae. Gene Ontology annotation, biological process: negative regulation of protein sumoylation. The transcript is spliced from 4 exons. The coding region runs from base 108 to 1544 and encodes 478 amino acids. Gene Ontology annotation, molecular function: calcium ion binding.